AUGCUGCUCCCACACGACCAUCCAACUCAUGCCCCCACCAUCCGCACCUUACUGCAAGUCCCUCCCUCGCAAAUAACAGGCCCAUCCGUCCUCCGCGGCCCCUUCUCCACAAACUCGACAUCCAUCUCAUCACCCUCCUCCGCCCCGGAGCCGCCCUGCGCAGCCCCUCCUCUCCCUCUUCCUCCUCCUCUCUUGAUGUUGCGUCGCCGGCGCACAUACGCCGCCGUCGCGAGCCCGACGACGACGACAGCCACGCCGACGCCGAUACCCGCCUGGGCGCCGUUGCUCAGCCCGCUGGACUCCGGAUCGGGUGUGCUCAUUUUUUUCGGAUUCGUCAACGCCUCCAACAGUCCGUGGAACAAUCGAUGGGCGGAAGAUCCCUAUUCAACCCCGAUCGAGUGUUAUUUUACCCAUCCGGACUCGCCAUACAUCGCACCGGUCUUCCGGACAUCUGAGAGGCAUAGUUUCCAAAGCUGUGAUAUUUAUCCCAUCAGCGACCGCGACUUCUCUGAGAAACUCACACAGCUCCUAAACACCUUUUGGAUCGUCAACAUUGCUCCUCGGAGCGGAAUUGGUAACUUCACAUACGGUGGACCAGACUCAAUCGAUGAUGUUGUCCUCCGGCAAAACGCAACGGGGACGAGGACUCCCGACCGAAUCGUGACCAGGACCGACAUCCCAUGGCUCAUCGUUCUCGUCGUGGCCUCGUUGUCAAUGCUCUCGGCCGGUGUAGCAGCCGCCGUACUCGGCGCACUAAGGCGCGGGCCAGACGUGCUGGACCGAGCGACCAUCUUCCUGAGAAGCAACCCCAACGCCGAGCUUCCUCAGACGUCGUCCAUGGAAGACGGGAUCGAGCAGGCGCGACGAGUGAAGCACGUCAGAGUCUGCGUCGGCGAUGUCAAGUCCCAGGAUGACGUCGGAGAGGUUGCUUUGGGCACUGUCGGCAAUCUGAUUCCGUUGAGCUGGCAGAAGGACGGUCGGGUUUACAGCUGA
Messenger RNA from Colletotrichum karsti, 993 nucleotides. RefSeq lists its product as uncharacterized. Lineage: Eukaryota; Fungi; Ascomycota; Sordariomycetes; Glomerellales; Glomerellaceae. The transcript is spliced from 2 exons. The record is from RefSeq and is a predicted model, not a curated record. The coding region runs from base 1 to 993 and encodes 330 amino acids.